AGAUUUGACCACAUUGGAAAGCCAAGUAGACGCUUUAAAGUCCGCGUCGAAUUCAUUAGCCAAGCCAAAUUGAUAAGCCAAAUAGCCGUAUAUUCAUUUUAAGGCUAUUGUGAAAACAUUGUGCUAAUGCAGUUGACCUAUUUCAUAUGUGUUGCUCUGCUUUGGCUGUUGCAUUUGUCUCAAGCAGCAAAAAGAACUCGUAUGGUAACUGCCCUUGAAGUAAAGAAAUGCCUUAAUGUUACAAUCCUAAAAAAUGUGAAUAAAAAAAAGUUACUGGGCGUUUGGUUCGCUUAUGCAACAACACCUGUGAAUAUACCCGUCUAUCAACGUCGUUGUGCAUCGUACAAUGUUCAGAAUAGUCCGUAUUUCGAUACCAAUAUCGUGUAUACGGACUACAAGCACGUAGUUAUCACCUAUGACUGCAAGUACAACGAUAUGACCAUGCUGUACGAUCUUAAAUUGCGCGUUUUAACACGCACUCGGACGCCUUUGGCGGCACAUUUAAACAAGGGAAUACGCUUUCUAGAGUCACUCUCAUUCCCGAUUAGUAAAUUGGAUUUCCUCAGGGCGAGGGCAUUUUGCUUUGAGUGGUACGUGUUGAAAUACCACUUAAAAAACAGACCAGGAGCAUACAAUGCCCCCAUCAACCAGGUUUGGGAUCACUAAUUACGUGGCCGUUGCUGUCAGCAUGAAUUAAUUGCAUAACUAUCGCCAAUUAUUACAACAUAAUCAAUGAAGGAGCUGCAGACGUGGAGAGGAAAUCGUAUAACUUAAUUAGCCUGGGCUGGCCCAACCAAAAUCAAUUACCAACGACAGUUUCACUUGACUGAUUGGGCCCGGGUCCUUCAAGGAACCCAAUUGUGCUGAUUUCAGUGUCCUUGCUCCCAAAACUCACUUACAUAUUUAUAUCUAUAUAUACAUGAACACAUAUCGACACAAAAAGAAAUUUAAACUUACAUACUAGCAUUUGCAUUUCAUUUGAUUUCAAGAAAAUAUAUAGCAUUCUUAUACAUUUAAAAUAAUAUUAAGCUACUUACACAAUCUAAAUAGAAUAAAUUACUUUUCCUAAAAUA
Messenger RNA from Drosophila yakuba, 1073 nucleotides. RefSeq lists its product as uncharacterized. The record is from RefSeq and is a predicted model, not a curated record. The transcript has 4 exons. NCBI's taxonomy places the organism in Eukaryota, Metazoa, Arthropoda, Insecta, Diptera, Drosophilidae. The coding region runs from base 127 to 666 and encodes 179 amino acids.